Molecule: messenger RNA, 1515 nt
Organism: Babesia bigemina
Lineage: Eukaryota; Apicomplexa; Aconoidasida; Piroplasmida; Babesiidae
Product: nonsense-mediated mRNA decay protein, putative
Exons: 6
Coding region: 1-1515 (504 amino acids)
Biological process (GO): ribosomal large subunit export from nucleus
Cellular component (GO): nucleus; cytoplasm
Molecular function (GO): ribosomal large subunit binding
Source: RefSeq, a predicted model, not a curated record
AUGGGUGAUUGGUAUACGGGUACAUUUGCGGCGGCGGAGCCGUCGUACGCGCCGAUGCGAUGUUGCCUCUGCGGGGACGUCGUUGCGAAGCCGACUGCUUCUAGGAUGUGCCACCUGUGUAUCUCGAAAAACGUCAACCUGUCGCAGGAGGUGGCGACACACUGUACGAUUUUGCAGUGUGGAACGUGCAAAAAGUUCUUCCACGACAGAUGGCUCAAUUGCGAGAUGGAAAGCAGGGAGCUGCUGUCCAUAUGCCUGAAGAAGGUUAAGGGGCUGGACGCCAUGAAGAUCAUAAACGCGUCGUUCGUCUUCACGGAGCACCACAGCAAGCAGCUCAAAGUGAAGAUCUGCGUGCAGAAGGAGGUGGACAACAGCUUCGUGGUUGAGCAGACAUUCGUGAUCGACUUCGCCAUCAGGUCGAGCCAGUGCGACUACUGCAAGCGCAUGUACACACCGCACACGUGGAAGGCGAUGGUGCAGAUCAGGCAGAAGACCAAGGACAAGCGGCACAUCCUCAUGUUGGAGCAGGUCAUCAUCAAGCACAACGCGCACGAGAACGUGUCCAGCAUCCUCUCCAGGCGCAACGGCUUCGAUCUGCACUUCCAAAGCAAGACUUGUGCCCAAAAGUUCGCCGACUUCAUCUCCGACAAGAUCGUGUCGCAAGUCAAAAACAGCAAGAAGCUGAUCACGCAGGACAGCGUGAACAACAAGUGGGAUUACAAGUACACACUGCAGGUUACGCUCAUUCCCAUCUGCGCAGACGACCUGGUGUUCCUGCCGCCGAAGGUGGCCUCGAUGAACGGCGGUGUCUCGCCUUUCAUGCUGUGCGUCAACCUGACCACCACCAUCAGUCUAAUCGACCCGUUCACGUUACGUACGUUGGAGGUCUCUGGAGACAAGUACUGGAAGAACCCGUUCUCGUCGCGUGAGUUUAGCAGCCCGAAUGCCGCCCACCAAAUCGUUCCAGUGUUCACCAAGUUCAACCUCUGCAACUUCAUCAUCCUCAACGUCGAGAAGGACCGCGAAAGCAAGAACACACACCCGUACUAUGAGCUCGUCGACGUCGAGAUUAUGGCAGUCAACUCUUCAACCGUCAUUUACACGAAAUCGCAUCUGGGGAAGGCGCUGGCUGUGGGCGACACCUUCAGCGGCUACGACAUCAGACGAAUCAACAUGAACGGCCUCGCCGAGGAGGAAACCGACAUCACUAACAAGAUACCCUUUGACGUGAUCCUCGUCCGCAAGGUCAAGAACAAGAGGGCUUUCAAAACCAACUGGGUGCUCAAGAGGAUCGUGCAGACGAAGGGCGGCGAAUCGGACGAUGAGAUUGAGGAGGACGAGCUGCUUGAUUUCAAGGAGGAGCUGAUGAACAAGAAGGAACUGCAGCGCAACGUCGAUUUCUACCAGAAUCCGAAGAUGCAAGUGUCUAAGGACGGCAGCGCCGAGGGCGGGGAACUCGACGUGCUCGCGUCGCAGCUCAAGGAGCUCUCGCUACAAGACACGAACUACUUCUGA